AUGACGGACCCCAAUGACGGCGAGCUGUGCCAUUUACUGGAGGACGCCCUCAAGGUGUUCGACGACAUCAAGCCGAUUACGGGCUCUGACGUGAAGACGAUGCUCUCGACGUACCUUGAGGCGGUCACUGCCAGGCAAACCGGUGUCGACGAAGAGAAGAAGCGUAUGUGCGAGAGCCUGAUACACGCUUCGAAGGCGCUUCACAUCCCGAUCAAUACAGACACCCCCGCCACCGAACAACUGAAUACGCUCGUCCAGGGCGUUACCGCUGCUUUCGAAGCUCGCGACACGGCAAAUGACGCCGUCAUGAACGCUCUGGUCUUGAACGCGGCUCCUUUCCAGGUCCAGGUCAACCAGAGCCUCGCGCCUGCCGAAUACGCCAAAGAGGUUCUUACCGACGUGUCCACCAAGCAUACCGCGGCGCUUGCAAAGAUCGAAGAAUUCGAGAAGAGAGUGGAAGUCAUGGCGGAUGCUCUGGGAUUCAAACUGACCAAGGCACCUGGACGUGAGCAAGUUAAAGAGAUUACCGAUCACGUCAAGAGGUCUCAAGAGAAGAAAGAGCAGGAACUCGUACAGUGGGAGAGUCAGGUUACCCCGGCGGUUAAUCUUGCACCCACCCAACUAGGGGUUCAGUUGCCAGUUCACGGCAUUGCUGGGCGGGUCCAGGAGCUUGGCGAAAAAGCUCAAGCCAGCUUCAAGGACACUACUGAACACCAAAAGGAUAUGUUUGACAGCCUCUUGACAGAAGCUAUCGGGAUUGUCGAACACUCAAUUGGUGGCUAUACCGUCGAUGAACUCAGUGUUGCUCUUCCAGUUCUCUCCGGCGACGCGGCUUCGACUCUUCAAUGGAGUGAGCAAGAGAAGAAGCGAAUCACACAAGCGGCUGAGAAGCGUGACGCAGAUAUCCAGACGAGAAGGAUUGAGAGCGAACAGAUAUUGCGGGACAUGAUCCAGAGAUCGUACAAGAACCUUUAUCCACAUGCCAAGUCACUCCCAUCGCUCACUCCGAAACAUACCAUCCAGCAACUCAAAGAGUGGACGACCGAGGUUCAUGACCUAUUCCAGGCCCUACCUCAUGAACAGAUCGAGGCGGACGUGGGCCUUACAGACGCGCGAACGGAUGUCAUGCUCCGGCUACGGGCCAGCCUUUACAUGUUUGUGAGUGAUGCGUUUGAUGCUGCGGAUCUCUCUACGGCUGAUGAAGACUGGCCUCUCACUUACGAGGAAGACGAUCCCGUCAUUGCCGUGGAUGCCGAGCAUUUUGUCGCCGAGCGUCUGGACGUUCUGCAGAAAGCGCUCGACGCGCAGCGCGAAACUGCCAAGAAGAGCACCGCUGCUCAACUACAGCUGCUGGCUGCCGAGAUCGACCACAUCACUUGUCUCGCCUGCCGUUGUACCACUGUGCAAGAUCCGAUGUACAAGUUCCCAGCCGUCGAUCCCUGGAGCUCCGAGGAAGCACUGUUACAGCGGCGUAGAGAUUUCGAUUAUUGGUUCAAAGAGGAGUUCGCAGAGCACCAGCUUGCGAUCAAAGAGUCUACCGAGUACGAUCUUCACUUCAGCUACGGCCAGCUCCUCCGAUGGGUGGCAGGCAGGGUGUUCGGCCGCCUGCACCGCUUCCAGUCGCUACUCCACAAAGAGGAAGACCUGCAGAUGUUUCUCUUUGACGCGACAUACUUGUCGUACGACGUGAACAAGAAGAACGCCACGACCUUGGCAUACUGGCUCAUCGACAAAGGCAAGAACCUCGAGAACGUCAUCAAAGAGCGAUCGUCCGAUGCGAUGGAAGCCCAGCAGCAGGUUUUGCAUCUCCGUGGUGUUCUUGGAGACGCGCGUGACUAUUACACUACCCUGGAGAAGGCUAUCGACGCGUCGUACGUCGUGGUCCUCGCGAGAGAGGAGGAAAUCGCCAAGCUCAAGCAGCUCCAGGCUCCUCCGGGAUAG
This is a messenger RNA of Alternaria hordeiaustralica, 1941 nucleotides long. RefSeq lists its product as uncharacterized. The coding region runs from base 1 to 1941 and encodes 646 amino acids. The transcript has a single exon. Lineage: Eukaryota; Fungi; Ascomycota; Dothideomycetes; Pleosporales; Pleosporaceae. The record is from RefSeq and is a predicted model, not a curated record.